GUCAGUGUGCCGCUGCUCUGCUCACACCUCCGUCUCCAUAUAAACCUCGGCCACAGUCGUCCUCUGGUGUCACUUCAGUUCACGGCUCAAGAUGUACAACUUGAUGGUGAUUUGCUUCUCAUCAGCGGCUCUCUUUGCCUGUGUGAAGAGCGCGACUCCUCCGCCUUGUGACAGUGAGAUCUACUGCACCGGGCCCAUCCUGCAUCAGAUGCAAAGCGCCAAGCUGUUUGAUGAUGACAAGUACUUUGUUGACAUGAAGCUGAGGGCAGCUCCUGAUGUUGUGUUGUCGGCUUUUCACAACCUCUCAAACAAAUUCCCAAACAAGAACGUCCCACCUGCCGACCUGCGGGAGUUCCUCGCUGCACACUUUGAGGAUCCGGGGACGGAGUUUGAGCCGUGGACGCCGCCUGACUGGCAUGACAAGCCCAAGUUCCUGGGAGGAAUCGCAGACGAGCAGCUCCGCAAGUGGGCCGGAGAGAUCCACUCUCUGUGGAAGUCACUCGGCAGAAAGAUCCGCUCCAGUGUCAGAGAUCAGCCAGAGCUCUACUCGCAGAUCUACAUGCCGAACCCGCUCGUGGUGCCGGGAGGCCGCUUCAGGGAGCUCUACUACUGGGACUCCUACUGGGUCAUCAACGGGCUCCUGCUGUCAGAGAUGACAGACACGGCCUCCGGGAUGAUUCAGAACUUCCUCCACCUCGUCAACAGAUAUGGCUUCGUUCCAAACGGUGGGCGGAUUUACUAUGAAAGGCGCAGCCAGCCUCCAUUCCUCACACUAAUGGUGGAGAGCUACUAUCAAGCAACCCAGGAUAAAGAGUUCCUCAGAGCGGCUUUACCGGUUCUGGAGAAGGAGCACGAGUUCUGGAUGAGGAACCGCUCGCUGGCCGUAAAAGUAAACGGGGCGUUGCAUGUACUGAACCGGUAUGACGGGAUGGCCGACUUGCCGAGGCCUGAAUCCUACACAGAUGAUCUGGAGUUAGCUGAAGGACUCACUGAUGAGCUUAAGCAGCAGCUGUGGCUGGAUCUGAAAGCGGGUGCAGAGUCUGGCUGGGACUACACAUCCCGCUGGUUUAUAGACGGCGACGGCCACAACGACGGCACCCUCAGAGACAUUCGCGCCAGCCAGGUCCUGCCCGUUGACCUCAACGCUCUGCUGUGCCGCAAUGAGAAAACUCUCGCUUCGUUUCACCGGCUGCUGGGUGAUGGUGACUCAGCUGCACGGUUCGACCGGGCUGCAGCCCGCAGACUGGAGGCGAUGGAGCUGCUGCUGUGGGAUGCUGAGAGGGGAGCCUGGUUUGACUACAGCCUGGUGACGUUUUCCAAACACUACCACUUCUACACCUCCAACCUGGCGCCCAUUUGGGCUCAGUGCUAUUCUCGGCCUGAGAUGGGAGAGAGGGCCGUGCAGUAUCUGAAGGGGAGUGGUGCUCUCCAGUUCCCCAACGGAGUGCCCACGUCACUGAAGGAUUCUGGGCAGCAGUGGGACUAUCCGAACGCGUGGCCUCCUUUACAGCACAUGCUCAUUGAAGGUUUAUCCAAACUGCCUUCAGAAGAAGCCCAACAGCUGGCGUUUGAUUUGGCCCAGCGUUGGAUCAAGACAAACUGGUUGGCCUACAUUAAGUAUGAAGCCAUGUUUGAAAAGUACGAUGUGAACGGAGAUGGCAAACCUGGCGGUGGAGGAGAGUACGUGGUUCAGCUGGGCUUCGGUUGGACCAACGGCGUGGCCCUGCAGCUCAUGGACCAGUAUGGGGCGACUCUCGCGUCAGGAGGCCGACACGUGUCUUCUGGCCUCCUGCUGCCUCUGGUCACCGCAGCCGCGCUGGUGUUGCAGUGAAUCAGAGGUGUCAAAAGAGCCCGACUGAAGGUUGGAUUUCAUUAUUGCUGGUUUCACUCCUCCUGCAUCGCCUCCGAGCGCUGACAGACGUUCAACAAACACAAACUGACAUCACCACCGAGACCACGCUGUGCAUAUUUUAACUCCUCUAAAUCCAAUAUGAUCAGGAUCGGUUUUAUUUUUCAGAAGGAACGGGAUAGGAUUUAUGAUAACUCGGGAUUACUUUGAUGAAUAUUUUAGUAUUUAUCCUCAGAGAUAAAUGAUCCUUGGCUUUAUCGGAGGAUGCAGAUCAUUUAGGCACUUCUGGACUCCUUCGAGUAAUGCGGGCUGCUGCUGCUCCUUACAUCACAACAUUAACUUGUCCCAGAUAUUGAACUGACAUUAUAAACAGUUAUUCACCUAAUUCAAUUAUAAAGUUUAUUGCUGCAGUGUAGCCGAACUCCCACGGAGCUCCUCCAUUUGCAUGCAAAACCGAAGUCGGAAUGUAAAUGAGGUUGUGUGAGAAAUAAAAUGUGAAGCAUUAAAUAUAUUUGGAACA
This is a messenger RNA of Stegastes partitus (bicolor damselfish), 2369 nucleotides long. It is a transcript of the gene treh, whose product is annotated as trehalase (brush-border membrane glycoprotein). Gene Ontology annotation, biological process: trehalose catabolic process. The transcript has 15 exons. The coding region runs from base 92 to 1831 and encodes 579 amino acids. NCBI's taxonomy places the organism in Eukaryota, Metazoa, Chordata, Actinopteri, Pomacentridae. Gene Ontology annotation, molecular function: alpha,alpha-trehalase activity. The record is from RefSeq and is a predicted model, not a curated record.